UGUGUGUAGAACCUAUUCGUAGUUACAAUAGAAAGUAUCCCACGGUACAACAUCAGAGCUUGUCAGAUCUGCGGGUCGGCUGAAGGUCUUAAUCUGGAGCCAGCGACAGCAGAUUUGCUUUUGCCAUGGCAACCAUCAGAAUGAAGCUAAUCCUUCUUCCACUUCUGUGUUUUAUUGCCAACGCUCAAAAACAAUGUCCGCUGAGCUGUUAUGUUGACUAUAUACAGACAAUGGAUUGCACAUGGAAAGAGAGAAACAACAACAGCCACAUCACUCUGCAAGUCUUUAGGGUUGUGUCAAACCGCUUUUCUCAUGAGAAUAAUUGUACUUUCACAAGACAUUCCAUGCUGCCAAUGGAGGACGAGAGAUGGAUUCACUACUACACUUGUAUCAUGCACUUUCAGAUGUUCAUGAAUAUCGAUAAAUUUAAAAUCACCCUUAAGUCAAACAGCCCAGCUAACACAUCGCAAACUUGCAUCAUUGAGGAAUUCAUACCAUCUCAGAACAUACAUUUGAAAGCACCUCAGCAACUGUCUGUGACAGUUAAUUCAACAACACGGAAGGUUAUCAUCACAUGGCAGAACCAUGCAAGCCAGUAUUUGAAAAACUGUCUGGAGCAUGAAGUCGAAUUUUGGAGCAGAGAAACAAAAGAGGAUGUGAAGGUGAAAAAUAUAGUUAAUGAUAUCCAGCAUCUGGCUAUUGAGGAGUCAGAAUUGAAACCAGUAACAGAUUAUAAAGCAAGAGUUCGCAGUAUACCUUCAAGGCGUACAGAUUAUAACGGCAGAUGGAGCAAGUGGAGUUCAGAAAUAAAAUGGAAGACAAACUCUGAUAGCCAGGUGGUGAAAAAUAUAGAAGUGGAACCUAAUCCUUACACAUUUUUGAUGGAAGAAACAUACUACUCCGAACCAAAAAAAGCACAAUUUCAGACUUUUCCCAUGGUUACAAGUGCUACGGACAGUCCUUCCAAACAGAGCAGCUUGUUGAUUGUUGUGCUGCUUCCAAUCUCAUUGGCUAUCAUUAUUUCCAUACUUCUGUACUUCAGGAUUCACAUACGUAUUGUGAAUAAGGUAUGGAUUCAUAUUCCAAACCCAGGCAACUUUUUCCAGCCACUCUACAGUGAACACAAUGGAAACUUCAAGGAAUGGGUUCGCAAUGACCAAUCAACUAUUCAGAAAAGAUCUCGCAGAAGUUCAGUCCAUGAGAUAACGAAGAUGAAGAGGUCCUUGGAAGAUGAAGCUGACACAGUAAUCAUAACUCCCAGAAUUGAAGCUGUUUCUAAUAUUACCUACAUAAAACCAAUCCCAAUACACUACACAUCAGCACUUGAUCCAAACAGCCUCAAACACAAUAAUGAUGCAGAUUCCAUGUACGUCAAAAAGAACUGUCUCAUUGAUCCAAGGAAUAGAUUUUAUUCCAACUCAGUGCUGGAAUAUAGUAAUAGCAUUUGUGGUUUAAGUGGAAACCAGUCCAUUGUACCUACUGAAGGUCAGCAGGUUGAAAGCUGGUUGCUGUUUGAGGACCUGGCUAAUGCCACCCUGUUGUCCAUGAUGCCUCAGGAUCCAAACGGUGAAUAUAACUACAGCGAUGACUACUGCACCCUCUCUCACUCUGAUACCAGUCAUGGCCUGGUGCCCACUAAGAUUGGCCUCCAACUCAACUGCGAUGGAUGCCAGGCAGAGAAAAGAGAUGUGCCUAUGAGUUUGGAGGCAAUCGACAGUGACAAAUUGCCCUCCAUUUGUACAACAUCAACACAGCAGUAGCAGCUUCUAUUCUGUGACUCUGUAUUGAAGUCAAUGUACUCACUGUAUAAUGAGAUUUAACCAAUGCUAAAUCUGAAAUGCUGAAAAGCGCCUAAUUAAAUGAUGAGGUGCAGUUCCUCAAGCUUGACAGUACCUUACCUCUUAGGGCACAUUAUACACUUCAUAAUUCAACAUGGAGUUCAACAAUAUCAGUCUGUAAUUUCUGUUUCUUUUCUUGCUCCAUACCAUUUACUUUGACAUUAUAGCUCUGACACUUCUGUCACUUAUUCUUUCCUUUCUUGCUCACAACCACAGACCUUCCAUUUAUCCCUGCUACACCCACAUCUUGCUCAAACCAUACUACAUCUCUAACUUGCCCAGUUCUGGUGAAAGAUCAAUAACCUAAAAUGUUGAUUGGGAUUUUUUGUAGAGUCACAGAAACUAUGCAGACUUUUG
Messenger RNA from Chiloscyllium plagiosum (whitespotted bambooshark), 2195 nucleotides. Lineage: Eukaryota; Metazoa; Chordata; Chondrichthyes; Orectolobiformes; Hemiscylliidae. The record is from RefSeq and is a predicted model, not a curated record.